CUGAAAAUAACAUUUUUUUAUAGAUUCACUUUAACUCUUGCCACAGUCCACGUUUUUUCUUAUUGUUAAUCAUUUAUUACAUCCUCGUCGUAAUCCUUGUUGUGAUGAUAUAAUUUUAGUUUAUUUAAUGUGAUCAUUCAAAUAUUGGUUUUAAGGAUAAUUAUAUAUUUAAUAAAUAUGGACAAGUGUAGAGCAUGUCUCUGUACUGAUAGAAACUUGUUAAAAGUAGAUGAACGUUUUAUUUCGUCGUACAAUUUGGUUACGAAUUUGAAGGUCAAGCCAUAUGAUUUAUUGCCUCAAUGUUUUUGCCAGACUUGUACAGAGUCUGUGCAAUUGCAUUUUGCAUUCAGAGAAAAGUGCAUUUCAUCAGAAUCUACUUUGCAGGCUGAACACUUAAGAAUGCAUAAUUUAAAACCUGAUGAUGAUGAGAAAGAAAUAGAAUUAACAGACAUCAAAAGAGAGCUAGAUAGUAACUUUGAUAAGGAUUGUCAGUAUGAACUUGUAGAUUAUGAUAUUGAGUAAGAAGAGUCUCCAGAAACUGAGUCACUAGAUGAUAUAGAAUGGAAACCCUUACAUUUGGAAGAAAUUGUAAAUAGUCCUAGAGAUAAACUAAAGAAACCAGAGCUGAAACAGGUUAAAAGGCCCAGAGGAAGACCAAGAAAAAAUGUCAAAACAAUAGAAAAUGAAUAUUUGUGUGAAACUGAGUCACUAGAUGAUAAAGAAUGGAAUCCCUUAGAUUUGGAAGGAAAUGUCAAUAGUUCUAGCAAUAAAAUUAAGGUUAAAAUGCCCAGAGGAAGACAGAGAAGAAUUGUCCAAACAAUGGAAAAUAAACAACCACAAAAACAGAAGACAAUAAAUUUUGAAUAUUUGUGUGGAUUAUGUGAUGAGAAUUUUCUUGUCCUCAAAGACCUAAACUCUCACCUUGAAAGUCACCAGUCAGACAAUACUUGCAGAACAUGUUCAAAAGAAUUUGAAAACUGGCCAAAGCUUCUGGCCCACAGAGCUAUACACUCUGGCAAUAGUGGAAAGUACUGCCACCUCUGUUCUAGGAGGUUUAAUUUUCUGGGCAAGAUGGAGCAACAUUAUCUGCAAGUUCAUUUUGAGGAAAAGAUUCCUAAAUAAGCAUCUUCUACUUGCGCACCUCAGGACUCAUGAGCCUGAGAAGCGACACCAGUGUGACCAGUGUGAAUACACGGCUGUCUAUGCUGCAGUCUUAACUAAUCAUAAAAGAAGACGACACAAAAAGUUCUCCUGUAAAAUUUGCAACAGGCAAUUUGCAGAGAAAGCAAAACUGAAGACCCAUGACUGUAAAGAUAAGAGCAAACUUUGUACCAUAUGCGGCCUACGUAUGUAUACUUCGCUCCAACGCCACAUGUUAACCCACUGCGACGCGAAGCCCUUCAAGUGCGAGAAGUGCCCAGCGAGCUACAAGCACGCGAUGUCCCUGAAACUCCACAUGGACCGCCACGACAAGAAUCCCAGCCACGAGUGCGAUUACUGCGGCCGCAAGUUCUACUACCCGACAACGCUGACCAAACACCGCCGGACGCACACAGGAGAGAAACCGUACGCAUGCAAAAUAUGCGGCAAGCGCUUCACAGGCCGCUACAAUGUGAAGAUUCAUAUGGUAACCCAUGGAAUGAUGGUGAUUAACCCUUUAAAGAGUGGGCCUACAGUGCGACGCGUGUCAUCGUAAACCUUGUCGGUGGAUAUUGGGCUGUAGCUGUAGCCGUGCGCGUCAGUUGACGGACAUCUUUGCCGGUCAGAAGGUUAAAUAAACAUAGAUCCGGGUGAUGACGCCGUAUUUGUUCAGAUAAAAACAUGUUGUAAGAAAAACUUUUUAAAGGUUACUAUCAAAUAUUGAUUAUAUGAUGAUUGAUAAAUAUAUUUUUUUAUAUUGAUUGGAAUAAAUAACUGGUUAUGUGCACACACAAUGUGUUACUGUUUACCUUUUGUUGUUACUGUUUCACUAUUAACUUUUUUUAGGCAAAGUUUGAUAGUCUAUACCGAUCAGUCCUAGAACAGAAUGGAUACCUACAAAAGCUGGAUGAUGAGAGAAGCUUCAGGCGCAUACAAGCGCAAUUAUUUGGAGACAUAACUUUCUUAGGAAGUGAACAGGCCUUGCUAGGAUAGAAAGGCCCUCUCAUUUCUAGUAUAAUAUAUAUUAUACUACUCUUUGGCCCUCUGACAUCUAUUUCCUCCUAACGUUAUUUGCUCUAAAGUUUAUGUUGUGUUUAUGCAAAUGUGUUAAAGAAAACUGAGCCCACCUUUGAUUUGUAUUCAGUUCACUUUUGAUUCCAUGGUCCUACGAACCGGAUAAGCUAGCGGCUUUUUGGAAGUUCAGUUCAGUGCGGACUCACUUCGUCCCGUGGUUAGACGGGUAGAGUUUUCAGCUACCUGGGAUUACUAGCGCCAUCUAGCGAGCAGUAGCCGAAGCUAAACACGGAAGCGGAUACGAGUGGCAGCAGUUUAGAGAUCAAGUGGCGCCAUCUAGUACCAGUAACUGGAAAAAGAAGUUCAGCGAAGUGUGACGUCACGUCAGUUCAGUGAUUUGU
Molecule: messenger RNA, 2555 nt
Organism: Cydia splendana
Lineage: Eukaryota; Metazoa; Arthropoda; Insecta; Lepidoptera; Tortricidae
Product: protein krueppel-like
Exons: 10
Coding region: 1349-1696 (115 amino acids)
Biological process (GO): regulation of DNA-templated transcription
Molecular function (GO): DNA-binding transcription factor activity, RNA polymerase II-specific; RNA polymerase II cis-regulatory region sequence-specific DNA binding
Source: RefSeq, a predicted model, not a curated record